GGAGAAUCUCAAGAUCACUUAAAACUGAAAUACACUUUGCGUGUUUUUACUCUCAGGAAAAGCUCUAGCUCUAAGCUUAGUCUUUCGGUAAAUUCCAAGCCUUGUGCUGGUAUCUGCUUGAAGAUCUAUCAGUUUUUCCUCCUCAGACACCGGUGCCAGACACCACACUGAGCGUAUCGAGUACCCGCGCUCCUUCUUACCCGCUCGCGACCACGGCAACCCCAGCAAUCUCUGGCACCUCCUCCACCUGCAGAGCGGAGUCCGCGGGGCGCGGGUUCCGGACCCGCCCGCGGCUGCGAGGAUCCGAGACUCCCACCCAACCGACCCCACUGUACGCUGCUCAGGGCGGUCCCAGGAGCGCCGUCCGCUGGGGGUCCCGCGUUUUCGUGGCUGGUUGAGGCUUUCGAGCAUCUACUCCUGCGGCUCGCUAACCGUAUUCCUGGUUGUGGGCCAACCAGACAGCAAAAUUGGCGCCUGCGCAGUCUCCUACCCGUGAUGCUUCGAGAGGCAGAACCCGCCCCCUUUACCUUGGAGACGCGUCACUGGUUGCCACGGAAACCACGCAGUUUCCUUUUCUUCUAGAGCCCGGCCUUCCAGUUGGGGUUAAGAAGCUGGCAUCCUGCUCGUGUGUUAGUUUUUUGAGGCGCUGAGGACUUUGGAAAUUUCGAAUGGCCAAACUACUACAACCUCCUCCCAAGUUCUUGCCCGCGGAGUGGCACAUUGCUAACAAGAACCAGUACCACAGGGCAGAAGCCCAAAGGUCCCGAUCAGAACGCCUAGUGGCAGAAAGCCAGAGGCUUGUGGAUGACAUUGACAAGAGUACGAGGAAAUCCCAAAGUGAUGUGAACAAGAAACUUGAACAGAGACUUGAGGAAGUUAGGUUCUGGAAGAAGGAGUUAGACGACAAGCUUGAACAAAUUGUGCAUGAAACCGAGGACCUACUCUCAUAUAAGAGCCGACUGGAAAAAGCCCUGGAGAGCUUUAAAGAGCCCUUGCACAUCACUGAGAGGUGCCUGGCAUACAGGGAGAAGCGCGUGGGGAUCGAUCUGGUGCACGAUGUGGUGGAGCAGGAGCUGCUGAAGGAGGCUGAGGUCAUCCGGGGCGUCAUGGCUCUGCUGACCCGAACACUGGAGGAGACGUCAGAGCAAAUCAGGGCCUGUCUAGGACCUGUAGGUGCCACCUGGAUUUUCCGGAGGGAGAAUCCCAGUUUACCCUCUCCCUCCAGGCUGAACCGCUCGGCCAAGUACAAUCUGGAAAAGGACCUGAAGGACAAGUUCACGGCCCUCACCAUCGAUGACAUCUGCUUCUCGCUCAACAACAACUCCCCAAACAUCAUGUGUUCUGAGAAGGUCGUGAGGAUUGAACCCAACUCCGUGAGUCUGGAAGACUGGCUGGACUUCUCCAACAUGAAUGUGGAAAAGGCUGACAAGCAGCGCAACAACUCCCUGACCCUGAAGGCCUUAGUGGACCAAAUCCUGUUGCAGACGGCCAGCGACCUGAGAAAGCAGUGUGACGUGGUGAACACAGCUUUCGAGAAUGGGCUCAAAGAGACCAAGGAUGCCAGGGACAAACUGGCUGUUCAUCUGGCCAAGGUCAUGGAAGAGAUUGCUUCCCAGGAGAAAAAUAUUGCAGUUCUCGAAAAAGCCAUCCUCGACCAAGAAGGACCUGCCAAGGUGGCUCACACGCGCCUGGAGACCAGGACUCACCGGCCCAAUGUGGAGCUAUGUCGUGAUGUCGCUCAGUAUCGGCUCCUCAAGGAGGUUCAGGAAAUCAACCACAACGUGGCAAGAUUGAAGGAAACCUUGGCCCAAGCUCAAGUAGAGCUGAACGGGCUGAAUCGCAGACAACUCGCCCUGCAGGAGGAGAUCCAGGUCAAAGAGAACACCAUCUAUAUCGACGAAGUGCUCUGCAUGCAGAUGCGCAAGUCCAUCCCCCCGCGGGAUGGGGAAGACCACAGGGCCUGGGCUGAGGGCCUCUGCCCCGAGGCCAUCUGCUGAUGUGUAUUAAACCACUGAAUAAACCAGCAGCGUGAAGCCCAAUUCAGGGCGGC
This is a messenger RNA of Chinchilla lanigera (long-tailed chinchilla), 2050 nucleotides long. It is a transcript of the gene Tekt1, whose product is annotated as tektin 1. Gene Ontology annotation, cellular component: nucleus; microtubule cytoskeleton. NCBI's taxonomy places the organism in Eukaryota, Metazoa, Chordata, Mammalia, Rodentia, Chinchillidae. Bases 669 to 1997 code for a protein of 442 amino acids. The record is from RefSeq and is a predicted model, not a curated record. Gene Ontology annotation, biological process: cilium movement involved in cell motility; cilium assembly. The transcript is spliced from 8 exons.